Molecule: messenger RNA, 1854 nt
Organism: Lutzomyia longipalpis
Lineage: Eukaryota; Metazoa; Arthropoda; Insecta; Diptera; Psychodidae
Gene: twz
Product: BTB/POZ domain-containing protein Tiwaz
Exons: 4
Coding region: 220-1242 (340 amino acids)
Biological process (GO): protein homooligomerization
Molecular function (GO): protein binding
Source: RefSeq, a predicted model, not a curated record
AGUCCUGCUGUGGCUGCCGUGGCGUGAAGACUUCUUUUGCUGGGUGGAUGUGUUUUUGUCAGUUCAUGUGAGUGUGGCUCAUACCUGGAAGAGAAGUUCCAAUAGAGAUCCCACCAUCAGCAAUACCUCCCUACUGUGGUUGGUACAACAAGCAAGAUUUUCCUUUUUGACGUCUUUCAAUCGACGGGCUUCGUGGAUCAACGUGGCCCGCCGCUACCCAUGGAGUCCUCCACGUGCCCCAAAAGACGGAAGUGCGAUAUGGAUCGCGGAAGUGACCGCGAACGCGAUAUAAAACCCCUGGAGCCGCGAGAUUUGUCAGCAACAGCAGGGAGAUUAUUCCCUGCUGCUCAAAUAAAGAUCAGUACAUCACCCACAACAUCACCCACCAUGUCAAAUUCCUCGUCACCAACACCACCGUCCGGUCAGGGUCCCAUUAGCCCAGCUGUGAGUUCCGGCGGAAGUAGCUACAUGCACGCCAAUCAUAAACCUAUUACCGGGAUUCCCUGCGUUGCAGCAGCUUCCAGAUAUACAGCCCCUGUUCACAUUGACGUCGGCGGAACUAUUUAUACGAGUUCCCUGGAGACACUCACAAAAUAUCCAGAUUCGAGGCUAGCUAAGCUAUUCAAUGGUAGCAUUCCGAUCGUUCUAGACUCUUUGAAGCAACACUACUUUAUCGAUCGUGAUGGCAUGAUGUUUCGACAUAUCCUCAACUUUAUGAGGAACUCCAAGCUUCUUAUAGCUGAGGACUUUAGUGAUCUCGACCUACUCCUAGAAGAAGCCAGAUUCUUCGAUAUCGCACCAAUGGUUCGACAAUUGGAACAAAUGAAGAAAGAACGUCUUCGCAAUGGAACAGCCAGUACUUCAUCUCCACCUCCACCUGGUGGUGUCCGUAUAAAGAAUCCCUCACGCUCCGGCUUAACAGACGUCUUCGAAAUUGUAGCCCUGCACAUUUCCCCUGAUCUCGGUGAGAGGAUUAUGUUGUCCGCAGAACGAGCACUUCUGGAUGAGGUUUUCCCAGAGGCCCAGCAAGCAGUCCUCGAUGCCAGGAGUAGUGUAUCGUGGAAUCAACUAGAUGGGCGUCAAGUGAUCCGAUUCCCCCUCAAUGGGUACUGCAAACUCAACUCUGUGCAGGUCCUAACCCGACUGCUUAACGCCGGCUUCACAGUGGAGGCCAGCACUGGAGGUGGUGUUGAAGGGCAGCAGUUCUCUGAGUAUCUCCUCGUCCGUAAGACGACUAUGUGAUAGUGGCGCCCCCAUGAGCCUCAGCGCACUAAUCCUCAGUGAGAACCCAGCCCUAGAACCCCAUUCGUCCAGCGCUAAUAUCCAUACGAGAAAAUCUUCUCAAAAAUGUCUUAAAAAACGAAUAUAAAUGUUUCCUACUUAGCAUAAAAAAUGAAUUGAAUGGAAAAGUGCGGGAUGGGGUAUACCCUUUACAGCAAAAAGAAAUCGUAAUGGUUUUUAGCAACUUAACGAGUUUAGUCAACAACACUGGAGGCACUUAACCAGUGAAUAGAGUAAUCCAUGCACUACACGUAGAUUUAUUUAAAAUAAUUAAAACAAAAAAAAUCCACGAAAACCAAGAUCUUUGCUAAAAAAAUCUAGAACUUUCAAAUCAAGGCGUUUUUUUCAUAAAUUUUAAUUUUGGAAAAAAUAGAUUUGGUUUCAUUCCCUUCAUACAGUGCAUAAUUUAGCUUAUUUUCCUUAUAAAUGUUGACGAUCUUCAAAAAAAAUUAAGUACCUAUUCCAACAUUUAACGAUUUAGUUGUAAGAAAUUAAUUUGUUUAAUUGAAAUUCCUUUUGUAAAUACCCAAAGAAAUUCUUUAUUAAAUAAAGACGAUACUCCUCCUAAAAAAA